AACUCACUAAUUAAUGUGUUCUUCUCUUUGACUAAUUGACUACAUUAUUCAUGUCACAUUAUACAUACAUACAAUUAUCAAUUCUACUACUAUAUAAAUGAAUAACCCCUUCUCAUAAAAAUCACAACAAAAGAAAUUCUCAUUUUACAUUCUUCUUUUAUUUUAGAGAGAGAAAAUUUUCUUGAAAAAAAAAUGAAUUCUAGAGUUGUUGAAAUGCAGAACAAAUAUGCUGAGUAUGCCAUCUCUUUGAUUGCUCAGGGGAUUAUGGAUGAUCAAUUCAAUCGUGUCCAAAAUAUGCAAGAUAAUUCCAACCCAAAUUUUUUAUCAGAAAUUCUGAGUAGUUAUCUUGGAGAUAUGCCAAAACUCAUACAUAGCUUGGCUCUGGAUCUGCAACAGCAAUAUGUGGACUUCGUGAAACUUGAUAAGACUAUCCAUAAUAUAAAGGGCAGCAGUUCAAGCAUCGGUGCAAUCUGUGUGCUGAAUGCAUGUAAUGCAUUUGUAGCUUGCUGUAAAGAGCAAGACAUUGAAGGGUGCUUUAAGUGCUGGGAACAAACAAGCAAUGCAUUUGCACUGGUGAAGCUCAAGCUGGAGGCCUUACUUAUUCUGGAGCAGCAGAUUCGGGCAGCCGGAGGCAUAGUUCCAAAGCCAGUGGGUUAUUAGUAGUGUCGUCGAUCAUCAGCUAGCAACAUCGUGAUUCAUGCAUGCAUGGUGGUUGCUGAUCAAUUGGAGCGUUGGAUGGUAGAAGAAUGUUUUCGUGUUUUGCUAGCUCUUUAUAUUAAAUAAAAUAGACAAUAUAGUACUAUCUUUAAUAUAUUCCUUUAAUUUUAAGGUUUUCUUAUGAACCUUUGUAAGACAAUUAUUAAUCUAUAUGCAUGCAUGCUCUAUUUUAUAUUUGUUA
Messenger RNA from Chenopodium quinoa (quinoa), 898 nucleotides. Its product is annotated as histidine-containing phosphotransfer protein 1-like. NCBI's taxonomy places the organism in Eukaryota, Viridiplantae, Streptophyta, Magnoliopsida, Caryophyllales, Amaranthaceae. The transcript is spliced from 6 exons. Gene Ontology annotation, biological process: phosphorylation; cytokinin-activated signaling pathway; phosphorelay signal transduction system. The record is from RefSeq and is a predicted model, not a curated record. Gene Ontology annotation, molecular function: protein histidine kinase binding; histidine phosphotransfer kinase activity. Bases 193 to 660 code for a protein of 155 amino acids. Gene Ontology annotation, cellular component: cytoplasm; nucleus.